Molecule: messenger RNA, 1657 nt
Organism: Aethina tumida (small hive beetle)
Lineage: Eukaryota; Metazoa; Arthropoda; Insecta; Coleoptera; Nitidulidae
Product: potassium/sodium hyperpolarization-activated cyclic nucleotide-gated channel 1-like
Exons: 1
Coding region: 38-1657 (539 amino acids)
Source: RefSeq, a predicted model, not a curated record
UCCAAUUAUCGAAGUUUUAAACGUGAAUAUUUGGUAAAUGCAUACGACCUGCACCCUGAAACAAACAGGUCAGCACAUCUACAACUCAAAAAGAUGGAUACAGUCCUAUUUCGACAAUAUCACUCUUUCCCGUCGUCAUUACCGUUGUUCUGAAUACGUGGUGGGCUUGAAGGCCAUCGAAGCUGCGAGACGUGAGCAUAUCACAUCAAAAUAUUGGUACAUGAUCCAUCCAUUGAGCAUGUUCAAACAUUACUACGAUCGGUAUUUAAUCAUCAUGCUGUCGAUUUCGUUUUUCUUCAAGCCACUCCAUUUGGCUUUCAAUUCGUAUCGUUUCCUCGAACAGGUGUUUCUUUUGUCGAUGUUUUAUUGGCUGGACAUUACCCUGUCUCUGAUCGAUAUUAUCAUCAAUUUCAUGACAGGUUACAUCGACAAACACGGAGUAGUUUAUAUGACGCUUCGCGAAGUUGCAUGGCACUAUAUCACUUCGUACUUUGUUUUCGACUUGUUAAGUUGCAUCCCGUAUUUGUUGGUAUGUCAACAGGUGACCAAGAAGUGUACUCCGGCGACGUUCACUGUUUUAAGUAUUUUCCAAAGCGUUCGACUGAUCCGUUUGAUCACCCUUUACAAUUUGAUUUCGAUCAUAAUGGGUUACCGCCAGUUCUUCCUCAAGUCCUUUCUUUUGCCGGUCUAUUUGGUGGUGUUGAUCUUACACUGGCUCGCAUGUUUCAUGGCCCUGAUACCUUUGCUCAGAUUGAACGACUUUGGCGACUACCACGACAGCUCCUGGUUUAUAAGAGACGGUUUGCACAUGAUGUCGCCUUGGCCGCAAUACAUACAAUCCCUGCAGCGGUGCAUCGUCCUCACCAUGUGCAUUCGGGAUGGAUUUUACGGUCAGGAUUAUUUUGUGAUCGAGGAAUACGUUUUGAGUUUGUUCAGUCACGUUCUGGGUUACGUGAUCUACUCCAUGUUUAUCGUCCAGUUCUUGAUGUAUACGGGUAAUAUUUUUCGUGUCGAUCAGAAGUAUGUGGAAAUGCUCGGCCAAUUGGAACACUACAUGAACAAUAAACAAUUGCCGGAGCCGUUGCGUCGCAAAAUGCUCAGCUGUUACACAUACAAAUUUCGGAACAAAUUCUUUCGAGAGAAUUUCGUCCGAUCCAUAUUGUCCGAACAUUUGAACGCUCAAACGAAUAUUUAUAUUUUUAAGCAGUUGAUUGCCAAAUCACCGCUUCUAGCGAAAUUACCCGUCCAAGAAGCCUGUCGAUUACUCAGUCAAUCUAAAUCGGAAAUCUAUUUUCCGAACGACAUAAUAAUGAAGGCUUUGACGACCGGUUAUUCGGUUUUUCUCUUGGCGCACGGUUGUGUACGUUUAACGACCGCCUCCGGUAAAGAACUGUGGGUUCUGGACGAAGGAUCGUUUUUCGGUGACAAAUGUCUCAUGCUUAAAGACAGGCGUCGUUCGACGAACGCGGUGGCCCUUGAAAUAAGUGAAGUUUACGAAAUCAGAACUAAAGUCUUGAUACCGUAUAUGAGAAAGUUUCCCGAUUUCGGCGAUACUUUUCGUCGAAACGUUCAGAUCAAAGUCCAGUACGUUUCCGCCAUUGAAAAGGAAAUGACUCUUGAACUCAUAAUGAACAUGUUAAAAAAUCUAGAAACUUGA